CUCUACGUCACAUAAGCCAGGGGGAAGAUGGCGGCCGCCGGAGGAGAGUCUUCUACCACGAAUGUGUCGGAUGAAUUAUUUCAAAACUUUUACACGGAGGUAAAGCAGAUUGAGAAGAGAGACUCUGUGCUGACCAACAAGCAGCAGAUUGACAGACUGCUCAGACCUGGCUCUUCCUACUUCAAUCUCAAUCCCUUUGAGGUGCUCCAAAUUGAUCCUGAGGCAACAGAUGAUCAAUUGAAGAAAAGAUUUCGGGCGUUAUCCAUCUUGGUCCAUCCAGACAAAAAUCAGGAUGAACAAGACAGAUCGCAGAAAGCCUUUGAAGCCGUUGACAAGGCGUACAAGCUCCUCCUGGAACCAGACCAGAGGAAGAGAGCGUUGGACGUGAUCCACGCAGGACAGGAAUAUGUGGAGCAUCAUGUAAAGGAGAAAAAGAAACAGCUGAAGAAGGAUGGGAAGUCGUUGGAUAUGGAGGAGGACAACCCUGAAGUGUUCAAGCAAGCCGUGUACAAACAGACCAUGAAGCUGUUUGCAGAGCUCGAAAUCAAGAGGAAGGAAAGGGAAGCAAAGGACAUGCACGAAAGAAAAAGGGCAAGAGAGGAAGAAAUCGAGGUGGCAGACAAAGCAAAGCGGGACCGAGAAUGGCAGAAAAACUUUGAGGAAACAAGAGAUGGGCGUGUGGACAGUUGGAGGACCUUCCAGGCUAAAGGAAAGAAGAGCAAGGAGAAAAAGCCCAGGUCCUUCCUCAAGCCCCCUAAAGUCAAGAUGGAACAGAGGGAAUGAUGCGGAAAAAUGGGACUUUAUUAGAUUAACAUCCUCUGUUCUAAAAACCCUAGUUCUGUGUCAUCACCUCGUCGUCUGCAGUCAACUGUGAAGUCUUCUCUCGGAUACUUCGUACAACAAAUCCCUCAUCCGACCCUGACAAACGUAGUUUUGUACUUGGUUUUCUAAUGUACAUAUUUGUGAUCUGGACCCGGAGAUCAUACCUGCCUCAUGAAAGAGAAAACGAUGUAUCUUCCACUUCUGUCACUGAUGAGAAAAAUGUGCUCUGUCAUUGUUGUUGUCCUUUUUCUUUUUUACUAAAUAAAGCUUGGUCCUAACAAGCCGACAUUACA
Molecule: messenger RNA, 1115 nt
Organism: Notothenia coriiceps (black rockcod)
Lineage: Eukaryota; Metazoa; Chordata; Actinopteri; Perciformes; Nototheniidae
Gene: dnajc8
Product: DnaJ (Hsp40) homolog, subfamily C, member 8
Exons: 9
Coding region: 28-783 (251 amino acids)
Cellular component (GO): nucleus
Source: RefSeq, a predicted model, not a curated record